AUGUACGACGGGAUUGACAACCUGAAAUCCCUUUGCGACCGUGCCGGGAAGACUUUCUCCGGCGGUCCUUCUGCGGCACAGGAUGUGCCGCGUCGUACUGCUCAACCAGACCCAGUACGUCGAUCAUCAGUUGGGAGCGGGGCUCCCAAGAAUCCCAGGACGGGGGAUAGCCGCGCCACCGGACGAGAUAACUCGUCCGACGUCCGUUCACGUCGCGGCGGUUCAACAGCUGCUCAACUAGAUAGCGCUGGCCACCGCGAGAGUCCUCUAAUGGAGGUGGAGGAGGAGGAAAGACGCUCUCCACACGAUCAUGUGGAUCGGUGUGUUCCCGAGAGCUUCUUUGAUCGCGUAACGCAAGGGUUACGCGACGAUCUCGAGCAUGAGCGGAAUAGGCGUCUCCAAAUGGCGGACACUGCCUCGAAGCAUCGAGCUGAGUUUGCCUUUGCUCAGCUCGAGAACGAGAGAUCUCUGACAUCUCUUCGUGACGAGCUAAGGUUAGCUCGUGGGAUUGUUGAUCGGUCUCGGGCUGAGAUAACUGCUCUUCAGACCCUUGUUGAUGCCCACCAUCGGGAGCACAAGGCUCUCUGCGAGAUGCUUGAGCGCAAGGGCGUUCUUCAUCGGAAGAAGCAGCGUACUGAUGGUACGGCUUAA
Peronospora matthiolae is the source of this 651-nucleotide messenger RNA. The record is from the annotation of a GenBank genome assembly. Lineage: Eukaryota; Oomycota; Peronosporomycetes; Peronosporales; Peronosporaceae.